GGCGGAGCUAGCCAAGGAAGCAGACGGGUUUCGGAGUGCAGAGGCUUCCGGCGGCCGAGCGGCGCUGUCGGCCUCCCCGGGGCGAAGGGCAGAGCGCGGGGAGGAGGAAGCAGGGAGCGGGCACCCCGGGCGCGAUCGGCAGCGCGGCUGGAGCUGCUUCCCCUUGGACUGGCUCCUCCUUCGGCUACCGCCGCUCAUUGCCGCUAAGCGCCAGCGAGGAGCCCGGGCUGGGCCGGGAGGUUGCCUCGCCGGCCGGCCCUGCCCUGCGCUCUGCGUGAAACGCAACUAGAAAACAAAAUGCGGGGAGCCAGCGCCGGGCAUUGCUCGCUCGCGAGGCGCAUGGCGGGGGGGAGGCUUUUAGCGGAGAAGGGGGCGCCCCCAGGCUGGAGCCUGCGUAGCUCCCUCCAGCCCCUCCCCCCUCCCCACACUACUCCUGAUAAAGCUUUUCAGUCUGAAGCAGGACCCGUCAUCGCUGACGUCAGCGAGCAGGCUGUGGCCAAUCAGAGCACGCGGUGAUUGUUUCGCUCUCUGGGCUGGCGGCGAGUCCAUGAAUUUCUAUUCAGCAGCCUCCCAGCGUCCUGCUGCUGCCUCUCAAGCGUAUAGGAUUCCACGUAGGCAUUAAGAGGGAGGAGAGGGGAUGGGGCGGGGGGGGGGGGGGGCGGGAAGAGCAGGAAAACAAAAAAACAAAAACAAAAACCAGACCAGCCCCGGCCCCCUUCCUCCCCCUCAAAAAAACUUUGGAGAAAAAAAAAAAGUUUCGCCUCUCUCUGUCUCUGUCUCUCUCCUCCCCGCUGUCAGGUGACUUUUUAGAAUUAGAAGCUAAUGAGCGUGGAUGCUUUGGGGAGCCCAGUGAUGGACCCUGCUGCACUCUCCAAACGGAACACGGCGCUGAGAUUAGUAGACUUGGCAGGGGCUCAUCACCACCAUCAUCAUCUCCACCCCCCUCAGAGCAUGACAGGCUUCCCGGGCUUCGCCGGGCAUCCCCACUCAGUGGCUCCCACGCACCCUGGGGAGUACGCCGCGGAAUCCCGCCUAGGGCCGAGUCCAUUCCGGCCUGAACACAUGGGGCACCACCACCACCACCACCAUCAUCAUCAUCAUCCUCCUCAUCACCCUGCGGCCCUUAAACUCAGCCCUGCCCCUCAUCCUCAUCCUCACCACCAGUACCACCACCACCACCACCACCAUCAUAUGGCAGGCCAAGCUGAGGUGGUCUCUAGUCAAACAGGAACGUUUGGCCCGGCGCAGGCAACAGCAGUCCCUUACCCAGUGUCUCGCACAGCCCAGGCUAUUCCAGCAGGUAGGGACUUCUUAAUACGCAGAGAUCUGACAGCUCCAGUCAUGCCAGGGCUAACUGAGCAACACACUGCUGCAAGUUCUCACCACGGAAUGUUUGUCUCAACAACAGGUAGCUACCCCGGACACCAUGGUCACCACCACUCAGAAGCUGGGAAUCAUUCUCUGUUCUCUGGACUCCAUGAGCAGCCUCCCCAUGCAACUCCAGGUGGCCAUCUAAACGGACAGAUAAGACUGGGGUUACCUGGAGAAAUGUACGCCAGGUCUGAACAUUUCACUCAAGUACCAGCCUCCAGGACCGAUCCUUUUGCUGCUUCCUCGCUUCAUAGCUACGGUGGCAUGAAUCUGAACGUGAAUCUGGCUCCACACCACGGCCCUGGUGCUUUCUUUCGUUACAUGAGGCAGCCCAUCAAACAGGAACUCAUCUGUAAAUGGAUUGAGUUGGACCAGACUCCCAAAAAAUUAUGCUCGAAAACUUUCACCACAAUGCACGAGCUGGUGACUCAUGUCACAGUGGAGCAUGUUGGAGGACCCGAGCAGUCCAAUCACAUAUGUUUCUGGGAAGAGUGUCCAAGAGAGGGGAAACCUUUCAAAGCCAAAUAUAAACUUGUAAAUCACAUCAGAGUCCACACAGGUGAAAAACCCUUCCCCUGUCCUUUCCCAGGCUGUGGGAAAGUGUUUGCUAGAUCAGAAAAUCUCAAAAUACACAAAAGAACUCACACAGGAGAAAAACCAUUCAAAUGUGAAUUCGAAGGCUGUGACAGACGAUUUGCCAACAGCAGUGACAGGAAGAAGCACUCUCACGUGCACACCAGCGACAAACCCUACAACUGCAAAGUGAGAGGCUGCGACAAGUCCUACACCCACCCCAGUUCCUUGAGGAAACACAUGAAAGUGCACUGCAAAUCCCCUCCUCCGAGUUCAGGCUACGAGUCCUCCACACCUUCCCUGGUGUCUCCCUCCUCGGACUCCGGCCGGGACCCUCCUGCUUCCUGUUCUCACGCAGAGCCAGUAGCAUCGUCGCAAACUGCAGCUAACCUGAGCGAAUGAUGUCUACCCCGUUGCUCUCAAGGUAAUCUAGACAGACGCAGCUGAAAGCCUGAAUCUUAUGCCUUAGACAUCAAAGAAAGCUCGCACAAAGAAGUAUUUCUUCGCAAGGGUGAAUCUUCAUGGUAAGUUAGGAUUUCUAUGGCAAUAGGCAAGUCAUACUUAAAUAGUGAAAGGCAAAGUCUGGAGCCCGUCCAGACUUUUCAUUAAGGACAUAAUAUUUACGUCUAACAGGCCCUUUUUCUUGUGUAUAUAAGUAUAUAUUUUUGUUUGACGCGAACUAAAUCAUUUUCAUUUAAUUUCCGGUAAACAAAACCCACGCGAAUGGGCACUUGUUCCAGAUCAUAAUAAAAAUGGAUAAGAAUGUCAGGAAGAAAAGGCCCGCUUGAACCGUCGCGUCAGCUCACUUUUGUUUCUGCUUUCUGCCUUGGUCAGAGAAUGCGUUUGGGAUUUGAUGGCGAGUUUCUAAAGGCAAGGAAAUGGUUUUUAAGGGGGAAAAGAAAAGGAGAAAGGUCUAAUCAAGCUCGGGUUGUUCAAAGGGUCUGAUUUUGGGGUUGAAAGUGUGAGUUUUAUGGUGCAUCAACAUGCCACGUUAGGAUCGCUAUGGUAAUGAGGAGAGCAAUAGCAAGCGGCCUUCAAAGGAGGCACACUCCAUUUGAGACAGUCUAUUAAGAUACAUUUGCACUGACCUUUGGUUUCAUGCUAGCUUAAUACAGUCAAUCUGCUCUUCGUCAGAAAUAUACUUCCUCCGCCUAAUACACUUUAACAGACUGUUUUUGUUUACUUUCACCCUAAGGUGGGGUUUGGUAUGGCAUUUUUGCACUGAAGUUAUUAUACCAAAAGGAGGGACUGCCAAUAAAGGGCAUGUACAUAUUCUGGGUUAGUGCUAACUCUCUUCAGAACAUGAGCAUUUCUAACCAGCUGACAUAUUUUUUUUCAGAACCCAAACGAUCAAACAUCCCCAUUCAAAAAUGUCUCUAGUGUGAAAAGAAUACAUUGUGUGUCCUCCUUCCCCACCCUUCUCCAGUCCCCAGACAGUGAAGUUAGGAUGGGAAAGUAAAGGGACACUUGGGGUUUCUUAGUCUAAUGGUGUAAGGUGUAUCUAGGAAGGUAAAUAAGAACAUUUGGAUCAUCUCAAUAUUCCCUGAAAAAUAAAUAGGGAAUAGGCCUGACUAGAAGCUGUUGUGGAGGAAGUCCCAGCCCAAGGGGACACGGAUAGUGGCAGGUUUGGAAAGUGGUAAGUGCUUGAAGGGAUGAAGAACUUGACAUCCGCAUGGCUGAGGCCAUGGCCGAUGGGUUAUGGUCCCGGGAAAGUUAGAAGUCCUGUUCCAGUAAUUGUCUUGUUGUUUAUUUUAUCCAAGUACCCUAGUGAAUAGGGGAAAAAUAAACACGACGAAAAAAUUCAAACAGUUGAGUCGUCUUUAGUGCCAGCCCUUGUGGUUGAAUAAAAAGGAUGGUCCAAUUUCUAUUGAGCUGAGAAAUCUUUGAAGUGGGAGUUAUUAUCUGAGAAAUUCCUGCUUGUCGUCCUAACAACGCUGAUGAAACGUAAAAGGUUCUUUGUCAGCGAUUUGUUCUCCUUUCUGUCAAACUCACCCUGCCCGUUAGCUUUAAACCGUUUCUAAAGAGAUAGAAUCGAACUUUUAAAGAUAACUCUAGGAGCAGGGAGGAUACAGAAAAUGGCAAACUAUAUCAUCAUAUGUAUAUGCAUACAGACGUAUGUAUGUGUAUGUGUCUAUGUGUAUCUCUAUCUGUGUAUAGAUAUAGAUAUAUAUAUAUAUAGGUGUAUGUAUGUCCUGACUGCUCUAUAGUUCUCAGUUUUAAACGAUGUCCAUUUCUGCAUUUUAUCUCCUGAACUUUUCUGUCCAAUAAAUUAUUCCUACACAUUUGCUGCACGGAAUGCAAUUCUUGUGAAAAAGCAGAAAUGCAGUGUUUCAUUAACACUACUAUGUAAGCAGCAAGCGUUUUCUUUCCCGUAUAAUGAAUGCAACAGCAUACACUUAAGAGUAAAGGCUUUGAACUAAUUUUAACAUUCGGGAUACCUAUUAAGCAUGUAUAUACUGCAAUGUACCGAAAUUGUUACGCAUUAAAACCGAUGGCUUCCAUAUGUUUCCAUGUUUUAUUGUCAGUAAGUGUAAAGACAGUCAAACUGCAUCUCUUUGUAUCUUCAUUUUAUAAACAUUACAGUGUGCGAUUAUAUAAUGACCUGCUCAAGGUUUAUUUAGGAGUUUUAAAUUUUCAGAUCAUUAAAUACUUUUUUUUUGUAAAAAGAAUCCCCUGAAGUUGUAAGUCAUCAGUGUACUUUUAUUUUAGCUGCUACAGAAUUCUGUGAGCCCAAUCCUGUAAUUCUAAUAAUUCCCACUGAUUUCAAUGGGAGUUUGCCUAAGUAAAGACUGAGUAAAACUGCAGUGAAGAUCCUCUCUUUUAUAUGUUUAAGGGAAAAUAUAAUGAUCACAAAUGUAUCGUAAAAUGUAACUCGUCAAAACAAUUAAAAUGUUGGAAUAUUAUAUAUCUUUCCAGACUCUUUAUCAUCUAUGUUUGCCUUUCAGCACACGUUUAGUGCUGAAGUAAUUUUGUUUUAUGUGUUUGAAAAUAUUAUUUUAAAUUUGUUAAGUAAUUGAAUUAUUUUUACAGACAAUGUUUAUAAAAGUAUCAAUUCUGUCAUUUUUUUACAAAGAACAUUUUAAGUACAUAUUUGUAUCCGUUAUACUGCGUCAUUUAUAAAAGACACUAUGAAUGCAUCUUUUUUUCCUUUCUAUUAUGAAUUUGGGUUAAAUAGUAAUUGCAGACAUCCUACUAAAUUAGUAUAUAAUCGAUCAGCGACGCCUAGUUUCUGUUGGUUUCUAAUAUAGCUUCAUGCUAAUUAUUUUAGUUUUAAUGGAAAUUAUAUUGGUUAGUUUUUAUAAAAACUCUUUGACUAGACUCCCAAGAUAGUAUUCUUUACACCUGAAACUUCAAGACUAGCUAUAAUAAAUUGUACUUUAAAUAUUGACAGAGGGUCAGAGGGAAAAUUCAAAAACUUGUGUCAUUGAGUUCCUUAUAAUUAAACUCCUCUUCUUUUCUUUAUCUCCGCUGAUUAUCAUUACAACUGCACAUAGACUCCUUCAAAAUGAUUUCUUAAUUUUGGAUUUCAUUAAUAUGCUUGAAAAUAACAAAUAGUUACUAAUUAGGGCCCUACCACAAAAAAUGCUGUUUCUAACUAUCGAUGAUGAAUGCAUUCUUUUAUUCAGAGAAAUCCCUGCACAACAUGGAAUCAAUGUUACACAUGCACUUUUUAUAAGCUUCCUCAAGAGUAUGUGGAUCACUUUUUACUGAGUUGAAAUUAGUUAAUCAUUUAAAAUAAUUUAAAGGUAAGUUGUUUUGAUAUUCAUAUCCCAUAAACUGCAUUUCGUACGUUGCAGAGUUUAGCACCUCUUGAGGAUUCUCGGAGUUUUUUAAACUUGACAUUUUAAAUCUUAUUCUUCCAGUUAUGAAUGAUGCAUCACUCCUAUGCGAAUACUGUAGCUGUCCUCGUGCCGCUUAUUGAGUGUUGCGCAUGCGCAUUGGCUUAUCUUUUAACCAAAACUUUAAAGUUGCCUAACACAGAGAUGACAUACAGUUGGCUUUUUGUGGCAGGAAUGUUGUCAAUAAAGAAUACCUUUGAAUAUGAAGAAAGAAAGAAAGAAAGAAAGAAAGAAAGAAAGAAAGAAAGAAAGAAAGAAAGAAAGAAAAAGAAAGAGAAAGAAAGAAAGAAAGAAAAAGAAAAUUUACUGAUUUUAAAAGAUGACAAAAUUGGCACAAAAAGAAAAAAGAGGGCUAACAGUACAUGCUAAUUAAAGUAUACAAUUCUGUGGGCUAUAAUGAUUGAGGGAAGACAUGUAGUUAUUACACUUGACUGUAGUCAACAAGGGAUGGAAUGUCCCCUUAGACAACAUGGUGAGAGACGUGUGGGCAUUAUUAGUGGUCCUUUUAUAGACAUUGCCUUUUCUUUCUCAGUGCUGACAAACCAUUUUGGAGGGAUUCAUCCCCUGUUGCUUCCUAUCAUCGAUCCCCAUGCAAGCUCCUGCAUUGUGCAAGUGCAUUAAUUAAAGACCAUUCAUUUAACAAAAGAACGUUUGUGUGUCGAGGAAAUGAAGAUUAGAAAUAUGAAUCAGUAAACUAAAUAAACUAAGACCACAGUUUCCACACCUAUAUCACUUAGAUGAAGGGACAUGAAAACUAGGCUCUGCAUACUGUUAAAUACACUUCAUUUAACCCCACGGAGCUGUCCAUAAAUAUUGGUUUGCUGAUCAUUUUGCCUCUUUGGAACAUCGCACUUAAAUGUAUUACAAUUAAAAAGAUGUUUUUUAAGUGUAUUUAUAACUGUUAGGUUUACGCAUCAAAUUACUUAACCCUCAGCUCACAGGUAUCCAGUCAAGCAUUUAAGUGAAGCCUUUAUGCCUGCCUCUUACAUGUCUAUCGUUUCUCAAUGCUGCUAGCCUAUGAAGAAUAGUUUAGACAUGACAGAUAUGUCAGUACUUUCCCUACUGACACAGUACCAUCUUUGGACAGCAUUUUGUAAAGCGAUCGCUGUUGCAUGAUUGCCCACUACGUUAUACAGAAGUAGGUGUCUGAAACAUAUCAAAUCUAUAUGCAUUACACAUACGUUAUUCUUUGAACGUAUGUCAGUGCAGCAAAUGCCAUGAAUACCACAUGGCCGGAAGACCACUUUC
Molecule: messenger RNA, 7031 nt
Organism: Chelonia mydas (Green sea turtle)
Lineage: Eukaryota; Metazoa; Chordata; Testudines; Cheloniidae
Gene: ZIC4
Product: Zic family member 4
Exons: 3
Coding region: 823-2346 (507 amino acids)
Biological process (GO): regulation of transcription by RNA polymerase II; central nervous system development
Cellular component (GO): nucleus
Molecular function (GO): DNA-binding transcription factor activity, RNA polymerase II-specific; RNA polymerase II cis-regulatory region sequence-specific DNA binding
Source: RefSeq, a predicted model, not a curated record